Messenger RNA from Rangifer tarandus platyrhynchus (Svalbard reindeer), 2349 nucleotides. Lineage: Eukaryota; Metazoa; Chordata; Mammalia; Artiodactyla; Cervidae. The record is from the annotation of a GenBank genome assembly.
AUGGCUCACAGGCCGAAAAGAACGUUCCGGCCGCGCCGAGCCGACUCUAGUGACAGCGACGGCGCCCAGGAGACAUUUGCUGAACCCGGGGAGACUGGGGAGCAGGCGGCCCGGGGCCCUGCGGUGGAAGGGCCGCCGUCUGGAAGAGGCCACGCGGAGGUGGCUGAACUGCUCCGCCGGGGCCGGGGCCGCCGCCGCGGCCGGGCCUGGGCUAGUUCGCGGCGCGCCGCGACAGCGGCUCCGCGCUUGGACGGAUCCUCAGACGUCCCAGAAUCCAGAAUGGUUGAUCUUUCAGCCGACGAAGAGGAUGGAGCACACCAUUCUUCAGAAAGUAAAGAUGAUCAGAGUUCAUCUCCCAACGGCUCUACGACUCUGGAGGACGUGUUUUCAUCAGUAGUAGAUAUCCCUGAUGCAGCUUUUAUUCAAGCAACCUACGGAAAAUGCAAAUUGGCCAGGGCCCAAGAGGACUAUAUUUCUUUGGAUGUAAAACAUGCCUUCACCAAAUCUGGUAUGAAGAAAAACAGUGAAGAUUCUGAAAGUGAGCCUGAUGAUUUUAAAGAUAUAACGCCAUUUACCCCGAAGCCUCAAACACUUAGACAAAGAAUGGCUGAUGAGACAAAAACUAGAAAUGAAGAAACAAGUGAUGAUAGUCAAGAUGAAAAAAAUCAAGAUAUUUGGGAGCAGCAGCAGAUGAGGAAAGCUGUUAAAAUCACAAAGGGACAAGACAUAGAUCUUUCUUAUAGCCGUGAAUCUCAAACAGUGAAGAAGUUUGAUGCUUCCGUUUCAUUUCCACCAGUAAGCUUAGAAAUUAUAAAGAAGCAACUAAAUACUAGAUUAACAUUACUACAGGAUACUCACCGCUCACAUCUAAGAGAAUAUGAAAAAUACAUACAAGAUAUCAAGAGCUCAAAGACUACCAUCCAGAACCUAGAGAAUUCAUCAAAUCAAGCUCUAAGUUUUAAAUUCUAUAAAAGCAUGAAAAUUUAUGUGGAAAAUUUAAUUGACUGUCUUAAUGAAAAGAUUAUCAACAUCCAAGAAAUAGAAUCAGCCAUGCAUGCACUCCUUUUAAAACAAGCCAUGAAAUUUAUGAAACGCAGGCAAGAUGAAUUAAAACAUGAAUCAGCGUAUUUACAACAGUUAUCAUGCACACCUGAGACAUCAAUAAAUAAUAGCUUGGCUAUAGAUGAAAAAACUCAAUGGAUUUUAGAAGAGGUUGAAUCUCGAAGGGCACGAAGAAGACAAGCAAGGAUUCUUUCUGGGAAUUGUACUCAUGAAGAAGGAACAUCUAGUGAUGAUGAACUGUCUUCAGCAGACAUGAUUGACUUCCAAAAAAGCCAAGGUGACAUUUUACAGGAUCAUAAGAAGAUUUUUGAAGAUGUGCACAGUGAUUUUUGUAAUAUCCAGAAUAUUUUAUUGAAAUUUCAACAAUGGCGAGAAAAGUUUCCUGAUUCUUACUAUGAAGCUUUCAUUAGUUUAUGCAUUCCGAAGCUUUUAAAUCCCCUAAUACGAUUUCAAUUGAUUGAUUGGAACCCUCUUAAGUUUGAUUCCAUAGGUUUAAAACAGAUGCCAUGGUUCACAAGUAUAAAAGAAUUUAUAGAUUGCAGUAUGGAAGAUUCAAAGAAGGAAGAUAGUUCUGAUAAGAAAAUCUUGUCUACUGUCAUCAACAAAACAGUUAUUCCUCGACUUACAGGCUUUGUAGAAUUCAUUUGGGAUCCCUUGUCAACCACACAGACAGCAAGUUUAGUAACACAGUGCAGAAUGAUUCUUGAAGAACAUUCCACUUGUGAAAAUGAAGUUAAUAAAGGCAAACAGGAUUUACUUAAAUCCAUUGUUUCAAGAAUGAAGAAGGCAAUAGAAGAUGAUGUUUUUAUUCCUCUGUAUCCAAAGAGUGCUGUAGAAAACAGAACAUCACCACAUUCAAAGUUUCAAGAAAGACAGUUCUGGUCAGGUCUAAAGCUCUUCAGCAAUAUUCUUCUUUGGAAUGAACUUCUCCCAGAAGACAUCUUGCAAGAGCUAGGACUAGAGAAGCUACUGAAUCGUUACCUUAUUAUAGCUCUUCUCAAUGCCAUACCUGGCCCAGAUAUUGUUAAAAAGUGCAGCCAGAUAGCAGCAUAUUUACCAGAAAAGUGGUUCCAAAACUCUGCUAUGAGAACGUCCAUUCCCCAGCUAGAAAAUUUCAUCCAGUUUUUACUGCAGUCUGCACAUAAAUUAUCUAGAAAUGAAAUCAGGGAUGAAGUCAAAGAAAUAGUUCUUAUCCUGGUGAAAAUAAAAGCUUUGAAUCAAGCAGAAUCCUUCAUAGAAGAAUAUCACCUAGACCAUCUUAGAUCAGUAAUUAAAGAAUUUGAGUAA